AUGAAGGUUGCAACUCCAUUGAUGGCGAUCCUCGGCCUAUCUGCGGCCAACCCUCACUACGGGGCGGGUGAUAUCUCCCAAUGGACCGGCCCCGGUGCAGGCGAUUACCGAGGCCCCUGCCCCAUGAUGAACACACUUGCCAACCAUAAUUUUCUGCCGCAUGACGGACGCAAUAUCACGCGGGAUAAACUUAUCCGUGCCCUAGGGGAAGCCCUGAACUUUCAUCCAAGCCUGGCCUCGCUCAUGUUCGACAUGGCAAUUGUUGUGAACCCUGAACCUAAUGCGACCUGGUUUACCCUCGACCAGCUAAACCAGCACAACAUUCUUGAGCACGACGCUAGCCUCAGCCGCACAGACGCCUUCUUCGGUAACAACCACAUCUUCAACGCCAGCAUAUUUGCGGAAACGACGCACUACUGGACGAACACCACCCUGACUCCGCUCAUGCUCGCUAACAGCAAGCUCGCACGGCAGAUCACCUCGCGCGCAUUCAACCCGACGUACACCUUCACGAACAGCACAGAGCAAUUCAGCCUAGGCGAAGUUGCGGCGCCAGUCGUGGCGUUUGGGAACCUGAAUGACGGAACGGUGGAAAAAGAGCUGGUGGAGUACUUCUUCCGAAACGAGCGGUUUCCGACGCACUUGGGCUGGAAGACACGCGAUCAGGUAGUGCAGCUUGCGGAUAUCACAAAGCUGUCCAGGAUUAUUGGAGGCAUGACGGACUUGCUCACCAGUACCGGUGAUGCUGCAACUGCCAGCCCCGCUAGAGUGAAGAGAGCUGAUCUGCACGCUGGCUUCAGAGGCUGA
Aspergillus nidulans FGSC A4 is the source of this 807-nucleotide messenger RNA. Its product is annotated as peroxidase family protein. Bases 1 to 807 code for a protein of 268 amino acids. Gene Ontology annotation, biological process: cellular oxidant detoxification. NCBI's taxonomy places the organism in Eukaryota, Fungi, Ascomycota, Eurotiomycetes, Eurotiales, Aspergillaceae. The record is from RefSeq and is a predicted model, not a curated record. The transcript has 5 exons. Gene Ontology annotation, molecular function: peroxidase activity.